AUGGAGCUGCUCGAGGUCAAGAACAGCCUGGCCCGGCACUGGCUGGCGGCGCUGUGCAUCUGCAGCGGACGAUGCGUCAUGGCGGCCGGCGGCGGCGCCGAGAGCCGCGCGUGGAGCGAGCAGUUUGCACAGAGCGUGCUGGAGUGGCUGCACGUGCCCGAGGCGGACUGGGCCGACCUGCGGGCCAUGCCGCACGGGGACGCAGCUAACGACAUGGCGCUGCUGAUGCUGCGGUGCAUGCGUUCCGACGAGGAGGCGGCCGAGGCAGGCGCUGGCGCCAGCGUGUCGCUGGAGGUGGCCAGCGAUCCGGACCGGCUGGCCGCAGGGCUGGUGCUGGCGUGCCUUGGACUCGGCUCGGUCCAGGCGGCCGGGGACAUCAAGGCGCUGGCGCCGGCCCGGGCCGGGACGCUGCCUCCGCUCAAGUACGACGCCCGCUCGCGCGCUGCGGCAUUUGCAGUGUGUGCGUGGCUGGAUCUGCCGAGCCAGCUCGUGGGCGCGCACGAGGCCCUCGUCGCCGGCAGGCUCGAGCGCGCGGCCGGCAGCGGCCAGCUGGGCGACGCCAGUGCGCGCGCGCUGAACGACGACCGGCGUCGCAAGUGGGGCUGGGGCAAGCGCCUGGCGGCCGGCGCCGGCGUGGUUGUCGCCGGCACCCUGGUGGGCGUGACGGCCGGGCUGGCCGCGCCGCUGAUGGCGGCCGGGCUGGGCGCCGUCGGCAUCGGCGGGCUUGGGUUCCUGGCAACCGGCGGCGGCGCCGCGAUGUUCUACUUCACGCAGCUGGCGCGUGGCCACACGCUGCACGCGACGGUGCUGGUGCCCGGGUUUCUCGCCGCCGCCGCCGCAGCGAGCCCGUUUGCGCCGGUGCGCGACGUCAUGGGCCUGGAUCUGGGCGAUGCGUACACGCUGUACUUCGAGCCGGCCGAGCUGGCCGCGCUGCAGGGCGCCGUGUCGCGCUUUGUCUCGUCGUCGGCCCGCAGCGCCGCCGUGUCGGCCGUGGUUGCGCAGACCGCUCUGGCCGGGCUGCUGGGCGCCUUCACGUGGCCGCUGGCCGUCCUCAAGCUCGGCCAGCUCAUCGACUCGCCGUGGGCCGUCGGCAUUGAGCGCGCGCGCCGAGCCGGCCGCCUUCUGGCCGACGUGCUGGAGAGCCACGCGCACGGCACGCGGCCUGUGACGCUGGUGGGCUACUCGCUGGGCGCGCUGGCGGUCGUCACGUGCCUGCAGGAGCUGCACAGCCGUGGGGCCUUUGGCGUUGUCGAGACCGCCGUGCUGCUGGGCGUGCCGGCCGACAGCACCGCCGCCGCCGCCUGGGCCGCCUGCUGCCACUGCGUCUCGCGCCGCCUUAUCAUUGGCCACUCGCGCAGCGACUGGGUGCUGGCUUUUCUCUUCCGCGCGUCGUCGCUGUGCGCCCGCCUCGCCGGGCUCGAGGGCCUGGCGCCUGCCGCGCUGUUUCCCGACAGCCCGCUCAUGCGCCGCAAGAUCGUCAACGUGGACCUGGGCGACAUUGUCUCUCAGCACGCCGACUACCUGGACCGGCUGGACGACAUUAUGCUCGAGGUGUCUCGCCACCUCUAA
Molecule: messenger RNA, 1569 nt
Organism: Kickxella alabastrina
Lineage: Eukaryota; Fungi; Kickxellomycota; Kickxellomycetes; Kickxellales; Kickxellaceae
Exons: 2
Coding region: 1-1569 (522 amino acids)
Source: RefSeq, a predicted model, not a curated record